This is a messenger RNA of Malus domestica (apple), 896 nucleotides long. Its product is annotated as probable WRKY transcription factor 50. Lineage: Eukaryota; Viridiplantae; Streptophyta; Magnoliopsida; Rosales; Rosaceae. Gene Ontology annotation, biological process: regulation of DNA-templated transcription. Gene Ontology annotation, molecular function: DNA-binding transcription factor activity; sequence-specific DNA binding. The record is from RefSeq and is a predicted model, not a curated record.
AAACCUCCUGCUCCUCCUUUUCGAACCAGGGAGAGAUAUCAUAUAUUUAGGUCAUGCUCAACGUUCAGUUUGGUCAUACUUUUUGAUACCUAAAUGUCUGGUGGCAACUUCAGGUCAGUAGAGUCACCUGAGACUAACGACUUUUCCAACAACUCGAAUUUUGAGUUUUCGGAGUACUUGAUGAUCGGCGAGUGGCUCGAUGAAGAUCCGAGUUCCGUGGCUUCGGAGUUAUCUGUCCAGAAUUCGGGUUUUCGAGCAAAUGAAGCUGAUGACUCUGGUGCAGGGAGCAGCCAACAUGGAUUGUCUACUAGCAGAGGAGAGAGUGGAAGCAGCCGGGAGAGGCAGGAAACUAGAGAGAGAGUUGCAUUCAAAACAAAAUCAGAGGUUGAAAUAUUGGAUGAUGGGUUCAAGUGGAGGAAGUAUGGUAAAAAGGUGGUGAAAAACAGCCCUCAUCCAAGGAAUUACUACAAGUGCUCAGUUGAAGGGUGCCUUGUGAAAAAGAGAGUUGAAAGAGAUAGAGAGGAUCCAAGGUUUGUAAUUACAACUUAUGAGGGUGUCCAUAACCAUCCAGGCCUCUAAUUUUUUAGCAUUUUUAGAGUUUUGAGGGAUGAGACUUCUCAGGAUGUUAAAUGCAGUCUAUUUCGUUGACAACGCCUGAAGUAAUGGGACUUGUAAUUCAAUAACACUUUAGGCACAAAAAGGUUUUUUUUUCCCAAAUGUUUGUUCGCGUAGUGGAGUGAACAAAGACUGCCAUAUGUUUCAUGGAGCCAAUAUGUACUAAAGUUAUGGCUAUAAAUUUCUUGUGCAAAAUAUCCAUACUUUCUCAAUUGACGGAUUUUGUAUCUGUAACAUGUACCACAUUUUGGUAUUAACGCGUUAGCUAUUAGUGUUAAAAA